Molecule: messenger RNA, 1575 nt
Organism: Alternaria ethzedia
Lineage: Eukaryota; Fungi; Ascomycota; Dothideomycetes; Pleosporales; Pleosporaceae
Exons: 2
Coding region: 1-1575 (524 amino acids)
Source: RefSeq, a predicted model, not a curated record
AUGGCCGGCGGUCACAAAAACCGCAGCAAGAACCGCCGCAAAAACAAGAACAAAGGCAACGGCAAAGAUGCCACCGAAGAGGGCCCCAAAGCCAGCGAUGAGGAGCCUGAUGUGCACAACAAGCCCGAGCCCGGUCCCUCCCAAUCACGAAAGAGCAAGACAACUCGCGCAUUAGGUAUCGCUCGAGCCACUGAUGCAGCGAAGAGGCUGCACCGCGUCUUGGGUAUAGCACCGCCAGAGCCGUUCGUUAUGCCGCCUGACAUGCCGGAGGGUCUAAAGGAAGAGUUCGAGGCUGGAUUGGAGGAGUAUGGACUCGAUAAGAAGAUGCAGAACCUUGGGUUGAAUAUGCUGAGUCAGGCGGCAGGUAUGCAAAAGCCUCUACCGGAUAAGCCGCUGUUCCCUUCUCCUCAAGUUGAGGCAGAGACUUGGGACGAAGGAAAGGGCAAAGGUAAGGGUAAAGAGCCUAUGUCUACUCCAGCAGCCCAGGAUAAGCAGCCUAUGGCACCCAUUCAAGCUACUCUCGCCAUCCACGGCCCAUCAGGAGGAGAGUCUUCGUCAGCUAAGAGGCGUAUGGCCCCUCCAGGCGGCGAUGAGGUCUCCGGUCCGGCGCCCAAAGGUUCCCGUGUAGACGGUACAACCGGCCUACCAACCCUUCCUGAGUCAUCUUCAUGGGAUAUCGAUUUCCCCGGCUAUACUCCCGCGCUCCUCACCAUCCUCCUGAACUGGUCCUUCACAGUACAGUCAUUCUACCGGCGCCUCCCAAACCCCAAGGCAUUCCGUGCCCAUGCCUCAUUUCCCUUCCCCGUCACCGCUCCGAUCUAUAACCACCUCAUCUCCGUCGGCUUUUACGACACCAGCGUCGUCCCACACAAGGAGAUCCGGUUCUUGGGUCCAGGCGACGUGGCUGAGAUUGCCUACGCAGAAGUCGACGUAUUCCGUGGCAAGGAGGAACGCGCUGCUUUCGAGGAGCAAGAGCAAAAGCAUACGAAGCUCGAGGAAAUGAAGAAGAAGCUGAAGCUUGGACGCGGGUACCGUGGGCCGGGAGGAGAGGCGACUCGAUCCCAGGACCAGAUGCAUCUUGCUAUCCACGGAGAGGGACGAUGGGCGUAUGUCCUGAUCAAGGGCCACCCCACCUCGCCUGAGGACAUCGCGCCGCCACACAUCAUGCUCGCGUGGCACAUCUCCGCCGUCACCAACGUGUCGAGUUGCCUGCACACCGUCUUUCCCGAGAAGGAUGCUCCCGCUCCUGGCGACCAGCCCAUGACCCCGACAUCUUCUAAGGAGCCACUGAAGAGCUUUGCUUCCCUGCAGAAUCUCGUGAGCGGAAGCCGUGGUCAGAAGCAUCUCCACCGCGAGAUCCACUCAGCCUCGAGCACUUCGGAGCUGCCUCAGGUGGAUGCAUCGAGCAUUGGGCCUCAAGAGGGUGCGCUCACGUUGAAGAGAACGGUCGCCAAGAUGGAGCACGCUGGGAGUAUACCGCUUGUUGAGGGCUUCCGGGUUGACGUGGGGCAGUUCAAGGGAUGGCUGGAUGCUGUGGGUAAGGGAACAGGCAAGCUCAUUGUUUGGAGGAAGUAG